AUGGCUUAUGAUUUAGGAUUUGUUGUGGUAAUAGUAAGAUCUGACAUAGCUACUGGUGUACGGGGAAGAAAAACGUUCGUCAUACUUGGAUGUGAAAGAGGGGGGAAAUAUAGGAAAUACAAAGCUGAUGCAGUGGCUAGUGUAUACGGCACUCGUAAAUGUGAAUGUCCGUUUAGAUUAAAGGGUAAACCAUGUUCAGAUGGGGCCGGAUGGGUGUUGAAGGUGAUGUGUGGACAUCACAACCAUGAGUUAGCUGAAACUUUAGUUGGUCACCCUUAUGCUGGCAGGUUAAAUACGAGUGAGAAGUCAUUACUGGAUAAGUACAUUCACUGGAGUAGGUGUGCUGAUGAUUCAGAGGUUGUUACUGACUUGUUUUGGACACAUCCUGAUGCGCUGAAAGGUUUAUUUUUAACAUCUGAGGGUGGUCCUAAAGUCAUUGUCAUUGACCGAGACUUGGCUUUGAUGAAUGCCAUAGCAAAUGUAUUUCCUGAGUCAUAUCAGAUGUUAUGUCGGUUCCACAUCCUUAAAAAUGUUAAAGCUAAAUGCAAAAUGUUAGUUCAUUCUACUGAGGUUUGGGAAGUGUUGAUGGAUGCAUGGGAAAAUGUGAUGGAUUGUGUUGAUGAAAGCUUGUUUGCUGAGUAUGUGAAUGGUUUUCAAUACGCAAGCAGUUCAUGGCCUUUGUUCUUUGAAUAUGUCAAUCAGACUUGGAUUAUUCCGUACAGCACAUACUUUGUAAAGUUUUGGACGAACAAAGUAAUGCAUUUAGGGAACACAACCACAAAUAGGGCUGAAUCUGCUCAUUGGAGCCUGAAGAAAGUUCUGGGCAAUAGUAUGGGUGAUUUGUGUUCUUGUUGGGAUAAUAUUCAUAACGUCAUUAUCGUACAACACAACAAGAUUAAGGCGUCAUUUGAAAGUAGUUUAUUGCUCACGAGUGACCAUUUUAAAGGCUACACAUAUAGAGAACUUAUUGGACGUGUGUCUCGAUAUGCAUUGGAUCUCAUUGCUAAGGAAUUGAAAAUAGUGCAGCAGAUAGGAUUGAACUCCUCAAAAUUGCAUUUCUCAAAUGUUGAAUUAAAUGAAACUGAGCCUCAGUUAUCCAUUAAAGAUGAGUUGAAACAAGUAGAAGAACGAUUCAAUGAGGUUGACGUUGGCGGUAAAGUCACCAUCAAGCAGAAGUUACUUGAGAUUGUUUGUCCUACAUUGACAUCAAUGGUCCCUCUAUUACAUAAAGUCAAGACAAAGGGUGCACAAAAAAGUAAAGUUAAACGAAGUGAAAGGUCUACUACACGGGAUCCAUCAUAUUUUGAGUAUGUGGACGCCUUUCAUUCAACCAUAGAAUCUUCAUCUAUGAGAAGUAAAUUACAGUCAAAGCCAAAAGCAAUGAAGAAAAGGAGAGUUCCAAUGAUAGACCAGUUUCAUUCUACUACUCACCCCUUCAUUGUGGACGUUGUUGAUGUUGUGGCUGAUGGUCACUGUGGGUAUAGAUGCAUUGCUGCGUUGUUGGGACUCGGAGAAGAUUCAUGGCCCGUUGUCAGGAAUGAGUUGUACAAAGAACUCAGUGCAUGGCGUGAUGAAUAUGCAAGCCUAGUAGGAGGCUAUGAUAGACUAGAAGAACUGAGGAACUCUUUGUUGGUGCAAUCACUGUCGACGGCUAACAUGAGCAAGUGGAUGACAUUGCCAGACAUUGGUUAUGCAAUUGCUAACCGAUAUAACGUUAUCUUAGUGUGUUUGUCAUACUCUCAAAAUUAUACUAUCUUCCCACUACGUUCCACACCACCUUCUGAUAUCACUCAACAUCGCUUAAUUUGUAUAGGACAUGUUCAUGGAUGUCAUUUUGUGCAGGUUAAGCUACAAGAAGGUUGUCCGUUGCCCACGGUGAAUAUCAUAUCCUCAACCCACUGUUAUCCUGAGGCACGAGCGUGGUCAUCUAUUUAUACUAGUAGGAUGCAUGCAUUUGAACAGUUGAUGGACAUAACAACAUCUUAUGUUGACUUAAGUGAUUCAUGA
Molecule: messenger RNA, 2007 nt
Organism: Vigna angularis (adzuki bean)
Lineage: Eukaryota; Viridiplantae; Streptophyta; Magnoliopsida; Fabales; Fabaceae
Exons: 7
Coding region: 1-2007 (668 amino acids)
Biological process (GO): regulation of DNA-templated transcription
Source: RefSeq, a predicted model, not a curated record